Funneliformis geosporum is the source of this 236-nucleotide messenger RNA. The record is from the annotation of a GenBank genome assembly. Lineage: Eukaryota; Fungi; Glomeromycota; Glomeromycetes; Glomerales; Glomeraceae.
UCUAUCAUCCGAAUCAUAUGUUACUUCGCCCGGCUUUGAAUAUAGUAAGGACAGGAAAGUUCCCUAUAAACAAAAAGUAGAAAAAGGUUUAGUAUGUGAAUUACUUAAAUUUAUUAGAAGCCAUGAAUCCUUACCGAAUUCUACUGCAUCUAGUAAACAAAUUCCAGUCGAUUCUGAUCUAGCUUCAGGUUCUAUACCUCAUUUAGCUCACUUAUUUGAUAAGGCCGAAAAAACUG